AUGGCUGAGCACCCGGGUCUGAAGAAGGCUGAGGUUGAGAUUGGCUCUGCCCUGAGCGACAAGGCCAAGCUCAAGGGCAUGUGGAACCACCUCGACUACAACGGCAAUGGCAUCGUCUCUGUCGCCGAAGUGGACAAGUGGCUGGCGCUGGUUGACCGGGACCCGGACAUUCACACGCGCAAGUUCAAGAAGGUUGAGGCGAAGAUGCAGCGGCUGUUUGCGGAUGAGGCGCGUAUGCGGGCGGCGUGGCGCGUCCUCGACUUCAACGGGAACGGCAUUGUCUCGCUCGCGGAGGUCGACCGGUUUGUGGCCGACAUGUUCCCCAUGCUGCACUCGCCGCGUGCGCUGAUGCGCGCGUUCAAGUACACCACGCUUGUUGACGGCGACGGGGACGAGUGGAUUGAGCCUGCCGAGUUCCCGGCCCUCUUGCGCAAUGUCGUGUACUUCAACAAGCUGUACGAUGUCUUUGAUCGCAUGGACACCGACAACGACCACCGCCUCGACCUCGACGAGUUCCUCAAGUCCCUCUCCCUCAUUGGGCUGUCACUCCCGCGGAAGGAGGCGGAGCUCGAGUUUAUGGCGAUGGACUCCAACUCCGGGGGCGUGGUCCUGUUUGACGAGUUUGCCGCGUGGGUCGCCGCCCGCAAGUGCCCCGUCGACGACAGCGUUCGCGAUCAUUUUGUGCGUGCAAGCACGCAGAUGCGCCGCGCACCGACUGCCGCUGCGGCAAAACGCGUGAGCAAGGCCGCUGUCUCCAAACUCUCCGGCGUCGAGAAGCGCCUGGCAGAGAUUGUGGCGGACGAGAAGCGACUGAAGAUGCUCUGGCGCAAACUCGACAAGAGCGCCGACGGCCACCUCUCUAUGAAGGAACUCCACGCUUACAUGUCGAACAAGUACCCGCUGCUGGGGCGCAAACCGGCGCUGAUGCGCGCGUACAAACACACGGUGGCAACGGAGACGGACGACGACAACGGCACCAUCGAACAGAACGAGCUGCCGGCCCUGCUCAAGAACGUCGUGCUCUUCCACAAGAUCCUUGCUGCGUUUGACACGCUGGACAAGGACAACAGCAAGCAGCUGGACGAGGGCGAGUUUGUGGACGGAUUGAAGAUGCUGGGCCUGUCGACCACCAUGGACGCAGACAAGCGGUCCUUCAAGGCGGUGGACGCGGACGGCAAAGGCCUCGUGUCCCUCAACGAGUUUUGCGCGUUUGUUCUCAACCACCAGGACCGCCUGCCCAAAUUGGCCUGAUGAGCGCAUCCAUUGUGCCAUGGUUGUGGUGCGUUUAUGGUGUUGAUGUUGCUGGUGUUGUUGGUUGUGGCGUUCGUCGUGACCGUUUCUGCUGCUGCUGCUGCUGCUGCUACCAUGAUGUCGCGUGUGUGUUGUGUUCUUCUACAGCCGUGUUGUUGUUAUGCACUUAACGCUGUUCAGCCCAUGAGUGACGCUGUUUCACCUCUUUUGAAUCAAAACUUAAAACGUUCUGCAACAUGUA
Messenger RNA from Salpingoeca rosetta, 1492 nucleotides. RefSeq lists its product as uncharacterized. The record is from RefSeq and is a predicted model, not a curated record. The transcript is spliced from 8 exons. Gene Ontology annotation, molecular function: calcium ion binding. The coding region runs from base 1 to 1251 and encodes 416 amino acids. Lineage: Eukaryota; Choanoflagellata; Craspedida; Salpingoecidae.